GAGACUUAAACCAACUUGGAGAAGUGGGAAGCCUGUUUUUAUUGGCUAGGUUUGUGAGACUUCCUGCCAGCGUGCUUAUCUGUGUUUAUUUUGGGCUCGCAGCCAGCAAGAGCCGGGACUCGGAAAAAUAUUUCUUUGAACGUUCUGUUUGGCUUUCAUUUCUGAACAGACAAGAUGAACAGGAUGGCAAUAAGAGCACUCUGGACAACUGUAAAGAACAAUCAGUGUUGAAAAGGGAAGAAAAUCAAGCCAAAAAUCAAAAUAUUUUCCAUUUCCUGCAGAAAACCAUACAAAUCUGCUCCUCCUCCAGCAGCUGUUUGACAAAAGAGCAAAAAUAAAGAAAGAAUAAGCAGAUUAUGCAGAACUCGAUCAAUUAUUAUUUAUAAUUCAGCAAAAGAGGGAAAUAUCUGGAAGUCUGUUCGAAGGAAAAGAUCAAUAGUAAAGCCACGUAGAAGAGACAGGAAUGCAGGGCUCUCCCUGAGAGGAAGAAGAUGGCUUGAAUGAAAGCACCCUUAAACAAGGCAUUGUCCAUAUUUUUUACCUCCUCAAGAAUAUCAGUUGUGCAAAAGCUUCAUAAACUUGCCUAUUGUUGGAAAAGCACAGAUUGCAAAUCACAGCUGAUUAUGCACAAGAGGAGACGGAAAGCCACACAAAUUACCUGAAUGUGACAAAAACUAGGGUCACAAAAGCUCCCUUGUUGUUCAUGGAAGCACCUCCACAAAGGAGGGAAGCCACAAAAGUGCUCCCAAUGUGGUAAAUGCUUUAGUGAGCAUGGCAACAUGGUGCUACAUCAGAUAACUCACAGGAGGGAGAAACAUAUGACUGUGCAGAUUGUGUGAAAGUUUCAUUAGAAAUUCCCAGGUCUUGAGACACUAAAGGAUGCACACAAAGGAAUAAAAUCAUUUGAAAAUCCUUUCAGUGGGAAAAGUUUCAGUGAAUUCCUUCCUGGUGAAGCACCUGAGGACUCCCACAAAAGAGAAACCUUUUGAAUGUCCUGAUUGUGGAAAAAAAUUUAGUCACAAUUUAGGUCUGGUAAUGCAUCAGUAGAUUAACUUCAGGGAGAAACUCUAUGAGUAUCUACAUUGUGGGGAAAACAUCAUUAGAAAUUUCCAUCUCAAGCGACACCAGAGAACACAGAAGAAAAACCCUUUGAAUGUCCUGAUUAUGGGAAAGUCAGAAUUCUGGUGAUACACCAGAAGACUCCCAUAGGAGAGAAAUGCUUUGAAUGACCUGAUUGUUGGAAAACUUUCAGUUAUGAUUCCAAUUUGUGAAACAUCAGAGGAAUCAUAAAGGAGAAAAACCCAUUCAAUGUCCAGACUUUGGGAGAAGCUUUAAUUGUAAUUCCCGCCUGGUAACACAUCAGAGGAUUCACUCCGUGAAGAAACCUUGUAAGUGUAGAGAUUGUGGGGAAAGUUUCAUUAUAAAUUCCCACCUCUUGAGACAUAAGGCUACGCACACAGGUGAGAAACCCUUUGAAUGUCCUGACUGUGGGAAAAACUUUAGUGAUAAUUCUAGCAUGGUGAAACACCGGAAGACUCACACAAGAGAUAAACCCUUUAAAUGUUCUCUUUGUGGAAAAGAUUUUAGUGAUAAUUCCAACCUGGUGACACACCAGAGGACUCACACAGGAGAGAAACCCUUUGAAUGUCCUAUCUGUGGGAAAAGCUUUAGUCACAAUUCCAGUCUGGUGACACACCAGAUGACUCACACAAGAGAGAAACCUUUUGUAUGUCCUGAUUGUGGGAAAUGUUUUAGUCAGCGUUCCACUCUAGUGACACACCAGAGAACUCACACAGGAGAGAAACCCUUUGAAUGUUCUAUUUGUGGAAAAAGGUUUAGUGUUAAUUCCAGCCAGGUGAAACACCUGCGGACUCACACAGGAGACAAACCCUUUGCUUGUCCUGAUUGUGGGAAAGGUUUCAGUCGGAAUUCUCAACUGGUGAGACACCAGAGGACUCACACAGGAGAGAAACCCUUUGAAUGUUCUUAUUGUGGGAAACGUUUCAGUCAGAAUUGCAGCCUGAUAAGACACCAGAUGACUCACACAGGAGAGAAACCCUUUGAAUGUCCUCUUUGUGGAAAAAGUUUUAGUGAUAGUUCCAACCUGGUGACACACCAGAGGACUCACACAGGAGAGAAACCCUUUGAAUGUCCUGAUUGUGGGAAAAGUUUUAGUGAAAAUUCUUAUCUGGUGAUACACCAGAGGACUCACACAGGAGAGAAACCCUUUGAAUGUCCUUAUUGUGGGAAAGGUUUCAGUCAGAAUUCCAUGUUGGUAAGACACCAGAGGAUUCACACAGGAGAGAAACCCUUUGAAUGUCCUGAUUGUGGGAAGUGUUUUAGUUGGAGUUUCAGCCUGGUGACACACCAGAGGACUCACACAGGAGAGAAACCCUUUGAAUGUCCUGUUUGUGGGAAAUGUUUUAUUCAGAGUUCCAGCCUGGUAACACACCAGAGGACUCACACAGGAGUGAAACCCUUUGAAUGUUCUCUCUGUGGGAAAAGCUUUAGUGAUAAUUCUAAUCUGGUGAGACACAAGAGGACUCACACAGGAGAGAAGCCCUUUGAAUGUUCUCUCUGUGGGAAAAGCUUUAGUGAUAAUUCUAAUCUGGUGAUACACCAGAGGACUCACAUAGGAGAGAAACCCUUUGAAUGUCUGAUCUGUAGGAAAAGUUUCAUUAAGAAUUCUAGCCUGGUGCAACACCAGAGGACUCAUACCGUGGAGAAAUCUUUCAAAUGUCCAAUCUGCGGACAUUACUUCAAGCAUAAAUCAUCCCUUAUUGCACACAAGGUAAUCCAUAUGAAGAAAGGUAGAUGAGUUUAGAGAAUGCUUGAAUUUCAUUUGAUAUCUCCCAUUGAAAGUGUAGGUGAGAAAGUGAUUGUUUGAAUUUUGGCCUGAUUCAUUUUGCUCAAACAUUUCUCAGAAUUAAAUUUGUAAGUGCAGUGAAAAGUAAAUUGGAAAAUGGUAACUACUAGUUUCUGGUUAUCAACAGAACCUUCUGUAUAUUUCCUUUUCUGGAAUUAAUGGAAUUCCUCAAAAAGGAAUUUUGGGUAAAGCUUUUGUCUGUUGUUUAUGGAAUUUCCACAUGUGGAGUUUCAGUCUUCUACCUUGGUUUCACCCGAUUUUCAGCCCCAGAGUUCCACAGCCCGCAUAAAAGUAGUCCUCAAGAUAUAACUAUUAUGGGCCUUGAAUUAGGGUUUCAUGUUCCAAUGGCUGUUAAGUGAAAUUGCUUUCCUUAACUACCUCAAUCCUCCUGCUCUCCCUGAUGCAGCCAUUAAUCAAAUAUGCAACUCACUAGGCAGAACACUGUCUACUCAGAGCUGGGGAAAAGUCUUGGAGGCCUAGCGCAGAGCCAGGCUUGCCUGCCAUAGGCAUCUAUACACCCCCCACCCACCCUCCAAGACACCCUUGUGCUCUGUAUCCUAACCCUUGAGUCGCCUUGGCCAUUCACUCCCCGUUACCCCUGACUCCAACCCUACCUGACUUCACACCCUCCUCUUCCUUACCUUUGAAGAUCUCUGAGCCUCAUGUUGGGGAGAGAGAGAAGGACAUAUAUCAAUGCUGGCUAACAUUCUUUGGAUCAUGUGCCAAAAGUGGGGAGGAGAGCAGGUAGGGCAUACUUGGGCGUGCCCACACCCAUAAUACCAUGUGCGCGACCCCAGCGUGC
This is a messenger RNA of Thamnophis elegans (Western terrestrial garter snake), 3668 nucleotides long. RefSeq names its product zinc finger protein 84-like. Gene Ontology annotation, molecular function: RNA polymerase II transcription regulatory region sequence-specific DNA binding; DNA-binding transcription factor activity, RNA polymerase II-specific. Gene Ontology annotation, cellular component: nucleus. Lineage: Eukaryota; Metazoa; Chordata; Lepidosauria; Squamata; Natricidae. The coding region runs from base 1517 to 2818 and encodes 433 amino acids. Gene Ontology annotation, biological process: regulation of transcription by RNA polymerase II. The transcript is spliced from 2 exons. The record is from RefSeq and is a predicted model, not a curated record.